AUGGAGGAGGAGCAAGAGGCGCGACUGGACGAGAUUGAGGGAACAUUGCGCGGCCAUGUCGGGUUGAUUGAGGAUUCGCUCGAUAGGAUUGAAGGAAAAGGGGAUGCUUGCAAACAGGACAAUCUGUACAACACAAGGGCGAAAGAUGGAAAGGAGGGUAGCAAAGCAUGGCUCAACAAGGUCUCGUUCAAAAUCUUCAACACGUACGAGAACCCGCUGCGUAUGGUCGAAAAGCCGCCCUUUGAGGUCACCGAGACUGGAUGGGGAGGUUUCAAUAUCGAUAUAAGGUUGCACUUCCAGCCAAUAUCAGGAGAGAAGGCACAGUAUAGGCAACACUUCCUCCAACUGGAAAAGUACGGCGACGAGAAGAUGCAGGCAGAGCAGGAACGGACGGGCUGCGUACGUUCUGAAUUUCUUGAGGUCGUGCAGUUCAACGAACCUACCGAAGCGCUUUUCGAUGCUCUCACCUCGGAAGACCAAUGGAACUACCUCAUUCCGGCUGGCAAGGGUGGCUCUAAGAAGGCCUCUCUCGGCGCAAACGGAAGGCUCAAGCGUGGCUUGCCCAACGGGGAAAGGAGUGCACAGUUGCCAGAGAAGGGUGCAGACGAAGUUCCCUUUAGUCAAGAACAGGAACAGGCGUUGCAAGACUUCUUCAAGGCCAAGAUGGAAGAGGUGGAGAAGCAGUUGGAAAAGGAGGCUAAGAAGAAGGAGGAGGUUGAGGCUAAGCUCAAAUCAUUACGCGGUGAGCUGGGGCAUGAGGCGGCUCAGCAGGCAGCACAACAGGCUAGCGGAGACAGGAGUCGACGCAGGUGA
Messenger RNA from Pyrenophora tritici-repentis Pt-1C-BFP, 813 nucleotides. RefSeq lists its product as uncharacterized. The record is from RefSeq and is a predicted model, not a curated record. Lineage: Eukaryota; Fungi; Ascomycota; Dothideomycetes; Pleosporales; Pleosporaceae.